GCACCGCUUCAUGCCGAUUAAAGAAGCUGUUGGAAUGUACAAGGAUCGGGUGAAAUCUUCCUUCGAUUCUCUCACAGAGAAGAAAUCGGCGGCUCUAGAAAUGGAGCAGCAGCAGAAACAGAAGAUUUCCCAAGUUAGGAAACAGUCGAGCAGUCUGCAGACCAACAUCGCAUCCGAGUUCACUAAAAUGCACCAGAUUCUCACUGAGAAGGAGCAGUGUUUAAUCCGAGAUCUCAGGGAAGAAGAGGGAAAAAUUCUAAAAACAAUGGAGGGAAACCUUCGUGAAAUUCAGGAGAAUUUAAAUUCUAUUCAGGAGAAACUCUCAAAGUUGGAAAAACUGUUGGAACAAAAAGACGGAGUGAUAUUUCUGAAGGAGGAAGCAUUUCAGAAGAGGAGAAUUAGCAGUGAUGAUAAUAAACUGUCACUAGCAGAUGAUGCCCUGCCCAUCGAAAAGUUCAACGCACCUUUACCAUUACCAGUGUGGAGAGAAAUGCUGGAUGCCAUUAACCCUGUCUCUGUGAACCUGGAUGUGGAAACAGCGAGUCCCUGGCUCGAGGUGUCUGAGGAUCUGAAGAGUUUGAGACGGACCUGGACCCGGAGGAGUCUCCCUGACACCGGGAAGAGGUUUACACACAGGAUCUGUCCCUAUGUCCUGGGAUCAGAGGGAUUCACAUCGGGGAGACAUUACUGGGAGGUGGAGGUGGAGGGGAAUCGGCGCUGGAGACUGGGAGUAGCCGCAGAGUCUGUGGAGAGGAAGGACUGGGUCAGACUGAGCCCGGAGACUGGAUUCUGGACGAUUGAGCGGUUUGAGGAUGAGUUUUAUAUAAAAUCCUCUCCUGGAUCCCGUCUCCCUGUCGGUCAGAUCCCCGGGAAGGUGGGAGUUUAUCUCAGUUUUGAGUCUGGGACAGUUUCAUUUUACAGCGCGGACACCAAGUCCCAUCUCCACAGCUUCACUGGGAAUAAAUUCACUGAGAAACUUUAUCCUUUCUUCUGGACUUGGAAUAAAAAUCAGUUUCUGAGAAUCUGCCCCAGGUUCUGAUUCGGUUCUGGGAAAGGGGCGGGGUCUCGGGAUGUUACAUCUUCCCUGACGUCACCAUGACUUGACCCCGUGAUUCCAUUGACAACAGGUUGUUCCUAAAUGUGUCAUUUAAUUUCCAAAUUGUAAAAUCCCAGUCAGAUUGUAAAUAAAACCAAUACAAAUAUCAAUGUCAGCGGAUUAAUAUAAAAUGUAAAUUUAAUAUCUUGUGUGUCUCCUUCCUUCAUUUACUACCUGCUUCAGUCAGUCAAACCACCCAGUCCCAUCCUCCAUCUCUUCACCUGUUUCCCAGUCUGUAGCUGGGAUUUCUUCUGUGUUUCCAUUUCUCACUCUGCACCCAGAACAUGAAAACCUGAGAGGGAAACCCAGAUAUUGA
This is a messenger RNA of Carcharodon carcharias (great white shark), 1412 nucleotides long. Its product is annotated as zinc-binding protein A33-like. The transcript is spliced from 6 exons. Gene Ontology annotation, molecular function: protein binding. Bases 11 to 1039 code for a protein of 342 amino acids. The record is from RefSeq and is a predicted model, not a curated record. NCBI's taxonomy places the organism in Eukaryota, Metazoa, Chordata, Chondrichthyes, Lamniformes, Lamnidae.